AUGCUCAUAGUAGGAAUGACUGGAAGUGGCAAAACUCAGUUCCUACUUAAUAUGCUAGAAACAGAGUACAAUAGAGUAUUCGAUUACAUUGUCAUUAUAUGUCCAACAAUAGAGUGGAAUAUGACUUACAUUAAUUGGGCUCAUAUUAGUGAUCACGGAGUUAUUCAGAUUCCAUGCUCACAAGAAAUGAUCAAUCUUGUUCUCAAGGCAGUGUCCACCAUAUUCCGCGGUACUCAAACUCUCAUUAUAGUGGACGAUUGUGCGGCAAGUCAAGAUGUAAAGAAAAGAGUCUCAGAACUGAUACGUCUAGCAUUCUCCGCAAGACAUUACAACAUAUCUGUCAUUGUACUUACCCAACAAUUGUCAUCA
Messenger RNA from Paramuricea clavata, 369 nucleotides. Lineage: Eukaryota; Metazoa; Cnidaria; Anthozoa; Malacalcyonacea; Plexauridae. The record is from the annotation of a GenBank genome assembly.